Messenger RNA from Cryptomeria japonica (Japanese cedar), 1739 nucleotides. Its product is annotated as small ribosomal subunit protein eS8. Gene Ontology annotation, biological process: translation; maturation of SSU-rRNA from tricistronic rRNA transcript (SSU-rRNA, 5.8S rRNA, LSU-rRNA). The transcript is spliced from 6 exons. Gene Ontology annotation, cellular component: ribosome; cytosolic small ribosomal subunit. The coding region runs from base 151 to 816 and encodes 221 amino acids. NCBI's taxonomy places the organism in Eukaryota, Viridiplantae, Streptophyta, Pinopsida, Cupressales, Cupressaceae. Gene Ontology annotation, molecular function: structural constituent of ribosome. The record is from RefSeq and is a predicted model, not a curated record.
GAAUAAAAACCCUCUCACACUUAGGGUUUUAAUUGGUCAGCUAUAAAUGCCUAUAUUUUCGAUCCCUUCGAUCUGUUCAGUUUGUGAGGUAGGGGAUUUGGUACAGCGGAGGCGGGGGAAUUCGCAGGCAACAUAUUCUACGCGGCGAUCAUGGGUAUCUCACGAGAUUCGAUGCACAAGAAACGUGCGACGGGAGGAAAGAAGAAGCAAUGGAGAAAGAAGCGAAAGUAUGAGUUGGGAAGACAGCCUGCAAUGACAAAGCUGUCAAGCAACAAGACGGUUAGAAGGGUACGCGUGAGAGGAGGAAAUGUGAAAUGGAGAGCUUUGAGGUUGGACACUGGUAACUACUCGUGGGGUUCAGAGGCUGUUACUAGGAAAUCACGUAUAUUGGAUGUGGUUUACAAUGCAUCCAAUAACGAGCUUGUCAGGACGCAAACACUGGUUAAGAGUGCUAUUGUCCAGGUUGAUGCUGCUCCUUUCCGUAUCUGGUAUCAGCAGCACUAUGGCCAGGAUAUUGGCAGGAAGAAGAAGGCUCCUGCUGCUGCUAAGAAAGAAACUGAGGAGGGUGAAGGUGCCGUAGAAGAGAAGAGUAGAAGCAAACAUGUAUUAAGAAAGGUAGAGAAGCGGUGUGAAGGUCACAAACUUGACUCACACAUGGAAGAGCAAUUUGCUGGUGGCAAAUUGAUGGCAUGCAUUUCUUCUCGCCCUGGACAAUGUGGGCGUGCUGAUGGGUACAUACUCGAGGGUAAAGAGCUAGAAUUCUACAUGAAAAAGUUGCAGAGGAAGAAAGGAAAGGGUGGCGCUGGAGCUGCCUAAGAAUUGAUCUUGGCUUCUUGAGGCUUUUUGUUGAAGUUUAUUUUCUGGUGCAUUUAUAGUGAGUGAAGAAGAACUUUCUGAAUUUAUUCCACAUCAAGAUACACAAGGCAAGGGCUAGAAGAUUGAUGCAAUGUUUGAUAGAUACUCACAAGGAAACAUAAUGUCUUAAAGAUGAUGAGAGUUUAGAACUACAAGUCAUGUGACCACAAUGGAUUGGUUGCAUUGGUAUCACUUCUACAGUGUUGUUUAGUGGAUAAGUUUUUUAAUUCCAGGCAUUGGAUUCUAGCGAAUUCAGGAUUUUUUUUUUUUUUGAGUGGAGCUGUUCAAAGAUUUUAAGAUACCUUAACCACCAUCUUUUGGGCGAGCACCAAAGAUUACAAUUACUCAUCAAUGAGUAGAUCAUCUUUGACUGAAGAGCAACGACACCAGUGAUUGAGAGAGCAAAUUUAACAUUUGGGUUGAUGGUCCUGCAAAGUUGUUCAAGGUCAUCGAAUUGGAGAGUGACAACAUUUGAAAAUGUGUCACCUAUAUUUAUGGCUGCAUCAGAAUUAGGAAUGCAAUCACUUGAGGGGGUAAUUGAUGGCCAUGCUAAGAGUAGAUUCAUCAUAUUUUUCUGAGGAUCAUCACUUUGUUUCUGCCAGAGUUGCAGUUUUGCCGGUGUCAACAUAUGCAUGCCUUCAAUGGUUAGAGAGUCUUUAGUAAUAGGACUUUAACCAGUCCACAUAUGUAACUGUGUAUAGUUGUAUGGAGCAUAUAUAUCUUGAUUUUGGGGUUACUUAGAUCUCUUUGACACAUAAUGGUGGGGAGGUGAAUCCAUUGGAGGAAUUCAUCCUUUGCCACUUCACUUACAAUAUGUUAUAAAGGAGUUUGUUGGAAUUAUAAUCCUACGAUUUAAAAUGAAAAUGUGGCAUGCAUUCAAUUCU